AUGGCAUCCAAUUGUGGUCCCCCCAAAUGCUCUUCCUUAGUUCCUUUCAAAAGCCAUUCUAGGCUUCCAAUUUCCAGGGCCUUCUCUGCCUGUGGCAGUUGCCAAUCAAGUAGACGUCAAAUCAGCCAGUGCCAGUCUAAAGCCUGUCUACCUAAUGCUUGCCACCCAGUUCCCUAUCGCUCUCCUAUCUAUCUUCUGAAAAACUUCAGGGUAUUUUCCUGUCGAUCCAGCUGUGGUGAGGGCAGCUUUGAUAGCAAUGAGAAAGAGACCUUGCAGAUGUUAAAUCAGCGCCUGGCUAACUACCUGGAGAAAGUGAGAGACCUGGAGCAGGAGAAUGCCAACCUAGAGUGCAAGAUCCGGGAGCUGCAUGAAAAACAGACUCCCGUUGUGUGUCCUGAUUACCUCUCUUAUUUCAAGAUCAUAGAGGAGCUUCAGCAAAAGAUCUUGUGCACCAAAGCUGAAAAUUCCAGGCUGGUCUCCCAAAUAGACAACACAAAAGUGACUGCUGAUGACUACAGAGCAAAAUAUGAAAUUGAAGUGUCCCAAAGGCAACUGGUAGAAACUGACAUCAACAGCCUCCAUCAAAUUCUGAAUAAGCUGACCCUGUGCAAGGCUGACUUGGAGGGGCGAGUUGAGUCUCUGAAGGAGGAACUGUUUGACCUCAAACACAACCAUGAAAAGGAAGUGAAUUCAUUACAAUGCCAACUUGGUGACAGACUCAACAUAGAAGUGAAUGCUGCCCCUUCUGUUGACUUGAAUGAGGCACUACAAAAAAUGAGAUGCAAAUAUGAGUCUUUGGUUGAGACUAAUCGCAGAGAUGUUGAAGAAUGGUUCAAUAUUCAGUUGCAGGAACUGAGUCAUCAGGUGAUAUCCAGCUCAGAACAGCAACAAUGUUUCCAGAAGGAGAUCUGUGAUCUGAGACGCUCCAUCAGUGCUCUGGAGAUCGAGCUGCAGGCCCAGCACAGCCUGAGAGCUUCUCAAGAAGGCAUCCUGACAGAAACAGAGGGCCGCUAUUCCAUUCAGCUAGCCCAGUUCCAGUGUUUGAUUGAGAAUGUGGAAUCCCAGCUGGCCGAAAUCCGAUGUAUGCUAGACAGGCAGAAUCAAGAGUACCAGGUCCUACUGGAUGUGAAGUCCAAGUUGGAGUGUGAGAUCGCCAGAUAUCGACAUCUUCUGGAGAAUACAGAGUGCAGACUUCCCUGCAAUCCAUGUGCCAUGGAAUGUAAACCUUCACCUUGUAUGCCUUGCAAAUCCCAGACCUUGGAAUGUAUGACCCCAGUUGAUAUAUCAUGCAAGCCAUGCAAUCCUUGUGUACCUUCAGUUUGCAAUACAAGAGCUAAGCCCUGCAAUUUCUACUCAACCCUCCCUGCGAUCCUGGCCAGAAUCUAUACCCUCACCCAGGAAUUCCAGGAUGGGAAGGUCAUUUCUUCUCGGGAGUAUGUACAACCUUGUUUCAUCCCUCGCUUCCGAGCCCACUUUGUCAAUGGAGACAAAGAAGGCAUCAGCUGA
This is a messenger RNA of Antechinus flavipes (yellow-footed antechinus), 1506 nucleotides long. Its product is annotated as keratin, type I cuticular Ha4-like. Gene Ontology annotation, molecular function: structural molecule activity. The transcript is spliced from 7 exons. The record is from RefSeq and is a predicted model, not a curated record. Bases 1 to 1506 code for a protein of 501 amino acids. NCBI's taxonomy places the organism in Eukaryota, Metazoa, Chordata, Mammalia, Dasyuromorphia, Dasyuridae.